AUGUCGCAUACAGUGUCCGACUUGACCGUUGAUCGACGAGAUUCACGCACUUUCACCCCAUCCACUACCUCCGUGCAUGAUGGUCCAGUUCCCAUGAGCAUGCCUGCUAUCCUUCGUAAUCCAAGAAUGAGUCGUAUGGCUGCGUCACCCGCGGCACGACAGACUCGCGAUGGAUUCAUUCGGAACUCAGUGGGUGAAGCACAGGGUAGAUUCAUGAGCAAGCGUCGCGAAAGGCGUAGCGAAAAUGGGCGCUUUGCCUCAAACCCACAUGCAGUACGUCCUUCGCCGUCAGAUUACUUUCCCGAUCAAAAUCCCGUGCAUUCCACGUUUUCAGACAGUACGUUGGAGACUUUGAGCAAAGCGUAUGGCUGUGUUGAAGAUGCAUCGAUGCCAGCACAAAAGGCGUCCCUCUUUGAGCUAGAUUCGGCGAUAAAAGGGCAAUUCACAUUGAGUUUGCGAGAUGCGCAAGACUUCCUUCGUGCUCGAUUGGGCUGUGCAGAAUCCAUGCAGGCUUAUAUGCAUGCUCUUGAGACACAGGCGUUGCUUGACUAUACCGCGCCUUUGCCAUGUGGAUCUACCUUUGCCGAAAGCCUCAUUUUUGCGGUAGAACGCGAAAUUCUGCAAUGGCUUCGGCAGACCGUGCACGUCCCUACGCAUGACUCCUUGACCUCAGGGCGUAAGAUUUUUGUGUAUAAUGUGGAUGAUCGCGAUCGCACUGUCGUUGAGUUGCGACGGGCCCCUGCCUCAUUGCUCUGGCAAGUGGAUGAUGCGUUUUCGCGCUUGGCUGUGCACUGUGUGGCGCGCACAUUCCAAUGCCCGAGUUUUUCCCGUGACGUUCUUAGUCCGAAUGGUGACAUGAGCCGAAUGACGUGGAUUUUGCAUCCGAAUCCUCUGUUGCGCAGUGUGCCGACGCGUCGUCUUACGAUGCGACGACCGCUCCAUCGACGGAAUAGCUCUGCAAGCACAACGGCGAGUGCAGCGAGUGUAAUGACUGCUGGCAAUGAGGGACCUGGACCCUUGACGCUCGGGAUGCUACAGCAUGCUGUAGCAGGUAUUGAUACGCCACCGAGUACAGAGUAUGAAUUGACUGACUCGACGGGAGAGAUGACUGAUGACGAUUCGGUCGUUUUCGCGUCCGAGAGUGAGCUCUGA
Malassezia restricta is the source of this 1152-nucleotide messenger RNA. RefSeq lists its product as uncharacterized. Lineage: Eukaryota; Fungi; Basidiomycota; Malasseziomycetes; Malasseziales; Malasseziaceae. The transcript has a single exon. Bases 1 to 1152 code for a protein of 383 amino acids. The record is from RefSeq and is a predicted model, not a curated record.